AUGGCAAAUGCAAUGCCACCACUACGUAUAAUUGCGCAACCAAAAAAAUCAUAUCGAGAACGAUAUGGAUGUGAAAUAAAUCGUCAACAAAGUCGAGCUCAACGUUUUAUUCGUGCUGCAGAUAAUGACUAUAAAUUUGAAUAUCCGACCAUUGAGAUACCACAAGAAUGGAAAGAUACACUUCGACAAGAUUUUUAUAUUCGAUUAACGUUGAGUACUAUUCCGACUGAAUCAGAACCUAUUCGAUAUAUACAUCCUUAUCCUAUUAAUACAGAAGAUACUACUGUUAUAAGAGAUAUAUCAACAAAUUCAUUAUAUUUUCGUGUUUCAGAAAAUGAAUUUCGACUUGGACGAAAAACUUUUCAAUUUACUUUAGAAAAAUUAACACAGUAUAUGUUACGAGAUCUUUCAUCGUUAAAACCUUUAAUUUUUGAAGGAGAAAAUAAUCAAUGUACAAGACAUGCUACAGAUUUAAGAAGUGCAGUUAAAAGAUAUCGAUUAGAACAAUCACAAUUAUUAUUUUCCAUAGCUACCUUCAAAAGUUCUACUGAACCACCAAUAAUAUACAGGGUUUCGAAUGUAUUUUCAAAUGAAAUGAUUGGUAGAAUAGGAGUAACAACUGAUGAUAGUGUUGGUUUUAGAUGUUCACCUUUACGAGGAGAUUGGCAAGGUCAUGAUGAAAUAUUGAUGGUUAUUCCAAAAAUUGACAAAAGAAAACCACUCACUGUUUAUUUCUACUAUCCGUGCAUCGGACAAAGCGUUCCAGUUGGUUGUGAAUUCGUCGAUGCAAAAACAAUAUCACUUUUUACACCAAAAUGUCUUGUCACAGUAACACGUGAUAACCCAACAAUUCUAGUUACAAUUGUUGUAUGUCAAAAUGAGACAGAAAUUGCAAAAAUCGAGUUUACCUAUCAAGCAUUAAAUGAAUGUGUAAACUGCAGUUUAAAUGUAAUGCCUGGAAGUAUGGUAUCACCAGCUAGUAAUAAACGUUCGAUUGCAGAUUCUGAAGAAGAUAAUGAAUUUGAAUUUCCCAAUGUCACAGUUAAUCGAACAGAAAAUAACGAAGAUACUAAACAAUCAACUAUAAAAAAAUGCUAA
Molecule: messenger RNA, 1098 nt
Organism: Adineta steineri
Lineage: Eukaryota; Metazoa; Rotifera; Eurotatoria; Adinetida; Adinetidae
Source: the annotation of a GenBank genome assembly